CAAAGAUAGUCAAAGUAAAAAUGUCGUCUGGUCAGAAAGAUAACCGCAAGAAGAAGAUGAAGAGAGUUGAUAAAUGUCCGGUUCCACCGCCGCGCUUCACCAACUCUCCGGCGGCGAGGCAGCUAAACUUGUUCCAACGCGAGGCAUUGGCGUCUUCAUCUGCCAACCCGCUGCCGUACAAUUUCGACACCGCUCUCCGCUUAAGCAGCGGCAUUUCGGGCCCGCAGGCGCUGGAGCAAAGCGGAGGAGACUCGGAAUGGUUGUCGUCUUUAAAGGCCUACGCUGCAUUGUUGCGCAGCGAAGACAGCAACAAGGACGCGGAUGUUGUUCAUCAUCCCCGUCCUAUGACUGUUCAUGAUCUGCACAAAGAUCUCCCCACCAUCCAAAAUAUUGCCAAAAACUAUAGUGAUCGUGUGAAGGAUAUAAUGGCAGAAAUGUUCACUCAACAUCUGGUGACUCUCUCUACGGUGGAGAAGAGGGUUAUAAACGACAUGAACGACAGGCACGAUGAAAUGCUGGCGAGAAUUAGGGCACAUAACGCUGAAUUAGAGAACACGCUGGUUGCUUACAGAGCCCACGCGGCGAAGCUGGACGAGAGGCUGAGGACUCUCCAGCGGACCAACGCUUCUCUGAGGGCGGCGCUGCACGGCGGAAGGAAUGGGAGGCCGCGCACGGAACCACCGCACGGCGUGCUGUUAGAGGAGGACGCCCAGUCGUCGUCGGUUGAUCCGGAGCAGUCUGACCCUGUUAGGAUCAAGUGCAGGCUUUGCGGCCGCCGGAAUGCGACGGUGUUGCUCAUGCCUUGCCGCCAUCUCUGCCUGUGUAAGCGGUGUGAGGCGUUUGUCAAUCGGUGCCCGGCUUGCGCGAAGGAGUUCCUGUACGACGUGGACGUUAAUUUUUCCGGCUGAAUAGCCACAAAUUGUAUACUACGUACGUGAUUAUUAUUGAUUUGAAAUAUAAAAAAAAAGGUGACAACUCCGGUACCUUUCUAAAAUAUGGGGUACCGUACCUAUCAUUCAUUUGAUUGGACCACAUCACUUUAUCAUUUUUAAUUUAGAUUUAAAUAAUUCAACUGCUACAUUCUCAUUGGUCCAUGUGGACAAAGGUAUGGUACCUUAUGGGUACCAUAGAAUCUACCAAAAAAAAUUGUAGCCCAAAGUUAAUAUAGGAGUACAUUUGGGGUACAAUUUAUAUUAUAACAACUUAUAUAAUAAAUUAUUGCCUAUUAAGAG
This is a messenger RNA of Cuscuta epithymum, 1232 nucleotides long. NCBI's taxonomy places the organism in Eukaryota, Viridiplantae, Streptophyta, Magnoliopsida, Solanales, Convolvulaceae. The record is from the annotation of a GenBank genome assembly.